This is a messenger RNA of Alternaria alternata, 666 nucleotides long. RefSeq lists its product as hypothetical. Lineage: Eukaryota; Fungi; Ascomycota; Dothideomycetes; Pleosporales; Pleosporaceae. The record is from RefSeq and is a predicted model, not a curated record. The coding region runs from base 105 to 599 and encodes 164 amino acids. The transcript has 2 exons.
CCACCACUCUUCGAUUACCCCACCUUCUCUUCCCCGACUUCAACACUCACUUCCCACCCAGAUAUUCUGUUUCCAAUAUUUACCUAGACAAAGUGCUCUGGACGAUGUCAAAUGAACCUCUUCUGCCUUCCUAUGGUGCAGCGACGCAGCGCACCCGCCCCAACGAAUAUCGACUCGUCGCAAAGCACGCUCAUGCCUCACGCGCGCCGACAGACACUAUCUGUGCACCCGUCUUCUUGAUCAGCGCCAUCUUCACUACUGUCUGGGCCACAGAUCUCUUUGAGGGAACGCCAACUGGCUCUGCACCCCUUCUCCCAUACUUUGCUUCCAUCUCUCUCGUAAUAUCUACGUGUUUCUGGAUUGGUUAUCUCAUCACCAUCGCUAGCGAUAACGUCGGUGGCUCGGUGCUGCGGAGGAACGUUACGAUUGGUGUUGCAGUUGUGGGAAAAUUGGUACUUGCAACGGCUCACAUGGUGAUAUGGCAGGCAUAUAAGAUGCGGUAUGAGGGGCUUUGGACACCAAAUUGGGUAGUUGUGUUCAUGGCAGCGCAAGCUUGGUUUGAUGUAGUGUUCGUUGGGGUUAAUGGGUGGGUGUUGUGAGAGUAUUGAUACCUAGUCGCGGGAUGGACAGUGAAUGGAGCAAUGAAGGGACCAGAACACGUGGAGG